AUGGCGGCCCCCGGAGACCUCAUCAAUUUCGACAUCAUCGAAGGCCAGAAGGAGAAUAUCCAGUCAUUGCCAGGAGGACGGUCGGCAAGAGAGCUGGCUCGCAUCUUCUCCCCGCGCGAGUCCUCAGAUAUCUUGGCUACGCCAUCACCAAAUGAUACCCGGACGGUCAACGAUACCAUCAGACAGGAAUACGAAGCGGAGCUGCAAGCCAUAGGGGAAUCGGAUGACCCCCUCGACAUCUACGACCGAUACGUCAAAUGGACACUCAAUGCCUAUCCUUCUGCCCAGGCCACCACCGAAUCUGGCCUUCUACCACUCCUGGAACGCGCCGUGAAAUCUUUCCUCAACUCCCCUCAUUACAAGAAUGACCCCCGCUAUCUACGCCUGUGGCUGCACUAUAUCCGACUAUUCUCAGACUCACCGCGGGAAACAUUCGCAUUCCUGGCCCGCCACCAUGUUGGAGAAGGUCUGGCCCUGUUUUACGAAGAGUUUGCUGCCUGGCUGGAAAGCGCUGGGAGAUGGACUCAGGCCGACGAAGUGUACCGCCUCGGCAUUGACAAGGAAGCGCGCCCCGCCGAACGCCUCGUCCGCAAGUACAGCGAGUUCCAACACCGCUAUGAAAACCACACACAAGACAAUGGCCCCUCGUCACCGGCGUUGCCCGCGGUCCGGCCAGCCUUGGCUGCCAAAGUCGACCCCUUCGCUUCGGCUUCACCCCCGGCCGCCGACGGUCAGGCCCAGCGCUCAGCCCCCGCUAGAGGGGCUGCCCCGAAGACGAAAUCCGGCAAGCCGAAAAUGGCCAUCUUUUCCGAUGCCGACUCGCCAAGCCAGCCAGCUGUGAGUGGACCAGCCCAAGGGUGGGAUGAAAUUGGGUCGUUGCACGAACGACGGAAGGAGAACAAGGUCGAGGCAAAGCCAUGGGCGGGGGAGACAUUAAAGGCCGGCAAAAAGCCAGCUCCGGCACAAAAGAUGACGAUUUUCAGGGAUGAGUCAAGCUCCAGUUUACAAGCCAAAGAAGCAUUGCAAUCGAAACAUGUUCCAGAGCAUCGUGUAAGAGAGGCGAUUAACCCACGUACAGGGAGACGGGAGCGCGUCUUCGUCAAUCUCGAAGCAGUCUACCCUGACUACAAGAACCCCAACCAUGAGGUCAGCUUUGAGGAAUUGAGAGCCAUGAAGCGCGGCUGGAUGGACAAGAAUUGGCGGGCCCUUAAAGAGCCCCUUAAGCAGAUAUCUGGCAAUGCUGCUUCAGGAGAUCUCUCCUCUGAGAACCCCUUGGAGCAGGGUCUAGAGAACGAGCUGCCGACACAAUUUAAACAGAAACUGACCGUCAGAGAUGCGGAUGCUCACGACCAGGGGCAGGCCCAGGUGGCUCAGGAGAGCAAGGCCAAUAAAGCGCGGAAACUCAAACUUCGUGAAGUCAAGGGAGAAACACAGACCAUUAAAAUGAAGUUUGACUCCCCCACGGGGGGCAAGAUCCGGCGAAAGAGCACUGCAGAGCCAACGAUGACUAUUCAUACUCGCGCUGCAACAGACGAGAUCUACAGUAUUUUCAACCAGCCACUCAAGGCGGAGACUGAGAACGUGGCGGAAAGUAGUGACUUUGAGGACGACGAUUAUACGAGCGCCGGGGAGAGCACCUGCACAGGUCGUAUUUCUGCUGCGUCAAGCGACUUCGGAGACGAUGACACCACUUUUCAUAAAUCAUUUGUGGAGGGCGAUGAGGAUGGCUUCGAGGAUAACACGCGCGCUGAAAGUGUCGUUGAUGGUGAAUGGACUCAGUUCUCAGCCUGCGAUGUGCCUGCUCAUUCACCAACCGUGCCCGAAGACGCUGCGUACAAUGAUGGCGAGAAUAACACAGGGCGCUUCCUCGAUGGAGUAGAUGAGACCGAGAGGCAGAGGUUUGUCCCAGAAAUGCCAGAAGACUACAACCCACCUUAUGGUCCAUAUCGCGACCCCGCGGUAGUCGCACAGAACCGCCUGCCUUUCAUGACCCCAAUCGUGGAGCAAACUGAAUAUUCGCUCUCCAUGACGGCAGCUAGGAACAGUCUAUACAAUGCGAAGACCCCGUCCAAGCCUCAGAUGGGCAAUCUGCUGUUGUCCAGCCCAUUGAUCGCCACCCCGCGGAACUUUCCGGAUAUUCCCGAAGAUGUUGCUCUGAGCCCUACAGUCGAGAAGGUCCGAACGAGUUUCAAGUUGACCCCGCUGAAAGAGAGCAGCCGACGAGAGAUAGUCAUUGAGGACGCACAGUGCAAUCCCACCGACAGGGCGAUUCGCAACACCAUUCUCCAGUCCUUACAACCAGCGCUGGCAUCUUACCCCGGAUACCACGGCCAUCCUGAGAUGGAUACCCACUACGGCACUGAAGUGCAGAGAUUCCUCAAGGCCAGUCCCAAGCGUUCGAGAAGCGGUGGCGAGGCAUCUUUCGAUGUGCCCAUUCUAGAGCUUCCGGGUGCCGAAAGAAGCUAUAUCAUUCGGCGUGAGCUGGGCGCCGGCGCUUAUGCUCCGGUCUACUUUGCAGAGAGUAUCGAUAAUCUACCUUCCGACUCAGACGCCGAAUGCACGGACGGCAACCGCAGAGAUUCCCACAAUCGUAAACCGACUCGAUACGAUACUCCCCGUUACGGGUUCGAGGCAAUCAAACUGGAGGUAGGACCGCCUAGCGAGUGGGAGUUUUACAUGAUUCGCACCGCAAACGACCGAUUGAGCCGCCAUCCCGAAUUUUCGCGCGCUGCCGAGAGCCUUAUCCGGGCACAUGAACUCCAUGUCUAUAAAGGGGAGAGCAUUCUGGUUGAAGACUACCGGGGACAAGGAACGUUGCUCGAUCUUAUCAAUCUCAUCCGCAACGAGCCAAUUUCAGCCAACACCAACGGUGAUGGUGGGAUGGAUGAGGUCCUGGCCAUGUUCUUCACGGUGGAGCUAUUCCGAACCGUUGAAGCUCUGCACACAUGUGGCAUCCUCCAUGGCGACAUCAAGGCUGAUAACUGUCUCGUCCGCUUUGAUGACAGUUCUGCAACCCCUCUCUCUCUGAUCGAUCUCGGGGACGAGGUCACCGCAGACCCACACGAAGUUCACUACUCCCCCCGAGGCCUGUUCGGCUGGCGCAGCAAGGGUCUUUCCCUCAUCGACUUCGGCCGCAGCAUCGAUAUGCACGCCUUCCAGCCAUCCGUGCAGUUUAUCGCUGACUGGAAGAUUGGCCAGCACGAGUGCAAUGAAAUCCGCGAGCAGCGGCCCUGGACGCACCAGAUCGACCUCUACGGGCUCGCGGGUACCGUUCACGUGAUGCUCUUCGGCAAGUACAUUGAGUCGAUCCCCAGUGGCCCUUCGACGUACCGGAUCCGGGAGUCCUUGAAACGGUACUGGGAGCGCGACAUUUGGAACGAUGUCUUUGAUGUCCUGCUCAACCCCGGCGAGGAGCGAUGGGCUCAGAUGGAACGCGAAGGCAAUAACCCCGCGGCCAUGGCCAGCGAAAACCCGCCCAUUCUCCCCGUAACGAACUCCAUGCGCUACGUCCGCGAGAGAAUGGAAGCCUGGCUUCUCGUGAAUGCCGAGAAGAAGGGUCUGGGCCUGCAAAUCCGGAAGCUCGAAGCCAUCUUUGCCGAGAGGAAGAAACGCUUGGAGAAAUGCUAA
Aspergillus ibericus CBS 121593 is the source of this 3627-nucleotide messenger RNA. RefSeq names its product putative checkpoint protein kinase (SldA). The transcript has 3 exons. The coding region runs from base 1 to 3627 and encodes 1208 amino acids. The record is from RefSeq and is a predicted model, not a curated record. NCBI's taxonomy places the organism in Eukaryota, Fungi, Ascomycota, Eurotiomycetes, Eurotiales, Aspergillaceae. Gene Ontology annotation, molecular function: protein kinase activity; ATP binding. Gene Ontology annotation, biological process: mitotic spindle assembly checkpoint signaling; protein phosphorylation; meiotic sister chromatid cohesion, centromeric.